Messenger RNA from Bombina bombina (fire-bellied toad), 1502 nucleotides. It is a transcript of the gene RAB30, whose product is annotated as RAB30, member RAS oncogene family. Gene Ontology annotation, molecular function: GTPase activity; GTP binding. Gene Ontology annotation, biological process: Rab protein signal transduction. The coding region runs from base 161 to 772 and encodes 203 amino acids. The transcript has 5 exons. The record is from RefSeq and is a predicted model, not a curated record. Gene Ontology annotation, cellular component: trans-Golgi network. Lineage: Eukaryota; Metazoa; Chordata; Amphibia; Anura; Bombinatoridae.
ACUCCCGUGUAUUCAUUGUGCUGCUAACUGCAAGAGGAAGGGCACGCAUUGUACCCAGCAGUGCAUGCAUCCCAAUAAUAACAACAACCUCAUCACCAAUGCACUGGUGGUCUUCCUGAAGCAGAUCAGUUCUUUUGUAUGUCCCUCCCAAGCUGUGUAAAUGAGUAUGGAAGAUUAUGAUUUCCUUUUCAAGAUCGUUCUAAUUGGAAACGCUGGGGUGGGGAAGACCUGUCUCGUCCGGCGGUUUACUCAGGGUCUUUUUCCACCGGGUCAAGGAGCCACUAUUGGGGUCGAUUUUAUGAUUAAAACAGUUGAGAUAAAAGGUGAAAAGAUAAAGCUGCAGAUAUGGGACACAGCAGGACAGGAAAGGUUUCGCUCCAUCACUCAGAGUUAUUACAGAAGUGCCAAUGCCUUGAUUCUAACCUAUGACAUCACCUGCGAGGAAUCGUUCCGCUGCCUCCCAGAAUGGCUUAGAGAGAUAGAACAAUAUGCAAACAAUGAGGUGAUCACUGUGCUUGUGGGGAAUAAAAUUGACCUGGCAGAAAGAAGAGAGGUCUCUCAGCAAAGAGCUGAAGAAUUUGCAGGAACUCAAAACAUGUAUUAUCUAGAAACUUCCGCAAAGGAGUCGGACAAUGUGGAAAAACUCUUUUUAGACUUAGCGUGCCGGCUGAUUAGUGAGGCGCGGCAAAACGCGCUGGUGAACAAUGUAGACUCCUCAUUGCCGGGAGAAGGAAAAAGCAUUACAUACUUGAACUGUUGUAAUUUUAACUAGGAGAUGACAAAGCUGAGGGGAAAAAUGAAACAGAAGACUGAGAAUUGAGAAUUUUUCUCUCCACAGGAACUUCCUGUAAUUUUUGACCUUUUUUUUUCUGGGUCAGUUUCUGAGCUUAGACAUGGAGGACUGCGCGUUUCUUCUGCAGGUCACUACAGCAAAGAAACGGAUUUGUUUGCAGGUUGACAUUGUUUUGAUAUGUCGCUGCUACAGGAGUCUGCAGCAUUAUGUGUAUCGCCAUGACAGUCGAAGGGUUAAAGUUCAGCAAAACUACACAGUGAUUUAAAGAGAUGGUGCAUACCCGCUCGCUGUUUUCUAGUAAAUAGAAAAGCAUUUUUGAGAAAGUAGUAUAAAAUAAUUAGUAUCUGUUUAUCAAGCAUUGUAAAGUGCGCAUUUAGUCGACGUAAACUUUUUUUAAUCAUUUGGAAUGUUUUUUUUUACCCCUCUCAUUUUAUUGAUAUAUAACAAAUAUAACUCAAGACUUUAUUUCGCCCAUUGUCAGUAAUGCCCAUGGUCAAAAUGUUAGCAAAAAGAUGGUAUAUCUUACUAACAAGUGAAUUAUUAUUUUAUUCUUAUUUUUGAUCACCAUAUUUAGGGUAAUCAGUCCUUCAGCUCAUAAAUAACAGUGGCUUAUUCUCAAUUUUCCCAACAUGAGAAUUUCAAGUUUUCUCCAACAUAGGUGUGUCCGGUCCACGGCGUCAUCCUUACUUGUGGGAUAUUCUCUUCCCCA